Aspergillus nomiae NRRL 13137 is the source of this 1587-nucleotide messenger RNA. RefSeq names its product sugar porter family MFS transporter. The record is from RefSeq and is a predicted model, not a curated record. Gene Ontology annotation, biological process: transmembrane transport; carbohydrate transport. The coding region runs from base 1 to 1587 and encodes 528 amino acids. The transcript has 8 exons. Lineage: Eukaryota; Fungi; Ascomycota; Eurotiomycetes; Eurotiales; Aspergillaceae. Gene Ontology annotation, cellular component: membrane. Gene Ontology annotation, molecular function: carbohydrate:proton symporter activity.
AUGCUGCUGUCCUUUGAGAAACCCUACUUUGGUCUGACCGGGGGAUGGCUGACCUUUUGGCUCACAGUCGCUUGCGGUGUGGACAUGACACUGUUCGGAUACGAUCAGGGUGUCUUCAGCGGCGUAGUAGUGACACAAGACUUCCUUGAGCUCCAUGACCUGGUCGGCCCUACAAAGACUACAACACUUUCAACGGUGACUGCCAUCUAUGAUAUUGGUUGCUUUUUCGGUGCCAUUCUGGCAUUUGCGAUCGGCGACCGCCAGGGCCGUAAAAACUGUAUCAUUUUGGGUACUGCUAUCAUAGCCAUAGGGACCAUUCUGCAAGCAUCAUCAUACAGCUUGGCCCAGAUGUUCGUCGGCAGGGUUGUACUAGGUGUCGGCAAUGGUAUGAACACAGCCACGGCACCCAUCUGGCAAACUGAAACAGCACAGGCCAAAUGGAGAGGAAAGCUCGUUAUCUUUGAACUGGGGUUGAAUGUUGGUGGCUACUGUAUCGUCAACUGGAUCAAUUACGGGCUAUCCUUCCACGAGGGACCCAUCGCGUGGCGUUUGCCUAUCGCUCUGCAGCUCGUCCUUGUGAUCAUGUUAUUCCUCACUGUCCCGUGGCUUCCCGAGUCUCCAAGAUGGCUUAUAGCACAUGAUCGUCAUGAUGAAGCGGCAGAAGUGCUUGCCUGUAUAGAAGGAAUGUCCAUUGACGACCCCUAUAUCACGACCCAGCACAACGAAAUCAAGUUUAGCAUCCAGUACGAGCGCGAUAAUGCCGUUCGGUGGCGCGACCUCUUGCUUCGUCGGCAGUCUGACGGCACCAAAACCCUUCGCCGGUUGCUCCUAGGCGCCGGCACACAGGCCAUUCAGCAGCUUCAAGGAAUAAACAUCAUGAGUUAUUAUUUGCCCACAGUGUUGAUGAACUCGGUGGGACUCUCGAAUACCAUGGCACGACUGCUGACUGCCUGCAAUGCGACGUCAUACUUCAUCUUUUCUUGCCUGGCAGUUACAGUGGUCGAGAGGCUGGGCCGCCGAGGUCUUAUGAUGCUUUCUGGUUUUGGCCAGUUUGUGUGCUUCCUAAUAAUCACUAUCUUGCUUAGGUUUGCCGAGAUCGAUAAGGUAUACGCCACUGCCUCAGUUGCCUUCUUUUUCCUGUACCAUAUUGCAUUCGGAAUGGGAAUGCUCGGCGUGCCAUGGCUGUAUCCAACCGAAAUAAACUCCUUGCCGAUGAGGACUAAAGGGGCGGCGGUUGCAACGGCAACGAAUUGGAUCACCAAUUUUGCUAUUGUUGAGAUCACACCCAUUGGGAUCCAAAACAUUGGGUGGCGAUUCUGGAUCGUGUGGACUGUGCUCAAUGCCGUCUUUCUACCGAUUAUCUACUUCCUUUAUCCGGAGACAGCAAACCGAACAUUGGAAGACGUGGAUGCCUACUAUCGGUCCAACCCGCCAUUGAUCGUGGCCGGUGAUCCGGAUGCCACCUCGACAAAGCGUCCGCUUAGGUUCAUCCAGCACGAGGAUAGUGAAGUCCAGAGGAGGGCGAAACGAACUGAUUCUCUGUCCUCUAAGAGUGACGAGUUCGCUAGUGCAGAGCAUGUAGGGUGA